CAAUCCAGCGAUAUUUAAUUGCCUUAAUAAGUAGUGAAUCUAUGUUGCAUGGUUUCUGUGAGUGGAAGGAUAAUAGUGAAUAAAGAAAGACACAAUCUUAAGUUGAACAUGAUUGAUUAGUUACAUUCGUUAAUUGGAGCAUUGUGGAACGAAGCAAAAUAUCUUCUAUUUGAAACAUUCAAAACAUGUCAAAAGGAAAUAUUUUUAUAAUGUCUUGUGGGAAUGAAAUGGCAACAGCAUCGCAGAAAGAGCACCCACAAAUGAAAAUAACAACAAUUUAAACAACAUCAUCAAUAACAAUACCGGAAACACCGAAGCCAAUGGUAGUGCCAACAACAAUAGCAGUUGUAGUGCUAGUAAAACAUCCUCGCUACAAGCAACCUGUUCACCGCCGGUGCAAUCGACCGCAGCUGUGAUUACACCACUACUGACCUCCGGACUAUCGGCAAAAAUGGGAGCAUCACUGGCCGAGCGGUUGGUGGCUGCCGUCGGCGUGGGGGCAGCCGUAGAAGCCCUUUCGAUGCCAGCAUCGACUAUGACAACGACGACAACAACAGCGGCGGGUUCGACAAAUACGGUCCCCACGCUCUGCGGUCAGUGCUGCAGUCCCAUCUGCGAUCGAUACUUAAUGAAAGUGGUGGACAUCUCAUACCACGAGCGUUGUUUGCAAUGCACAUCCUGCUCCAUCCGGUUGAUGCAUUCCUGUUUCAUGCGGGAUGGCAAGCUGUACUGUCGGUUCGACUAUGAAAGACUGUACGGGCGCAACAGAUGCCUUGGAUGUGGCGAGAAGAUUAGUGCGGACGAGCUGGUAAUGCGAGCGCUGGAUAAUGUGUUUCAUCUUAAAUGCUUCAUCUGCGUGGUGUGCGGUGUCCGGCUGCAGAAAGGCGAUCAAUACGUUAUCAAACAGAGCCAGCUGUUCUGCAGACCCGACUACGAGAAGGAAGUGGAAAUGUUCCAAGGAUAUAGCUAUGACGAUUAUUGCUGUGAUGAUAUUUUUCAAACGAGAAUCGACGGGCGGCGUGGACCGAAACGGCCUCGGACUAUUCUUACGACGCAACAACGAAGGGCGUUCAAGGCUUCGUUCGAAGUCUCGCCCAAACCAUGCCGAAAAAUUCGAGAAGGUCUGGCUAAAGAUACCGGACUAAGCAUACGGAUAGUGCAGGUGUGGUUCCAAAAUCAACGUGCCAAGAUGAAAAAGAUUCAGAAAAAGCAACUUAAAGAGGGUGGCAAAGGAAGCCAAAAUAACAGCAGCAAGGGGAACGAAUCUCAGGACGAACUAUCCGAAAACGAAAUUAAGUUGUCGCUUAAAAUCAAGGAUGAAAACUCAAGAUCAAACAAUUAUCUUCACGACAGUUGUAGUGACACUGAGGGGGGAAUCAACGAUAAUGAUUCCUUUGGUUCACGAAUCAGCUCCGGCGCUGAGGCAUUCAAGCCCGUCAAGGAGGAGCUCGACAUGGAUGAGGAGUACUUUCGGAUGAUGAACGCUGCCGCUCGCUUUGGAGGGAAAGGUUUCGAAGACCCAUCAACAAUCGUGAAAAGCGAAAAUAUUCCACUCAGCGCGAUGAUGGGCAUGGAGUACCCUUCGCUGCAACAACUGACAACGUCGAUGACCCCACCCCACGCUCAGCUGUUGAACCCGAUCGAUCGGCUGUACUCGAUGCAGAACUCGUACUUUUGUAGCCCAGAUGGCAGUAAUCCGGGUGGUAACGUGGCCGCCGGAAACAAUGCCACCAACGAGCUACCGCCCAACCAUCUGCAUCAUCCGCACCAUCUACUGUCAAGCACUCUUCAUCACCAUCAGGGGCCUCCGGCGAACACCGGAACAGCGACCGGCACCGGAUUGAGUCUGCAGCCACCGCCAGCACACCACGGAAAUCACGGUCAUCCGUUACAUCCCCUUCAACAGCAUGCUCACCAUCAUCAACAUCAGCAGCAGCCGUGAAUCAAUUAGUCCAUUUGCAAAUCGAAACAUGUGAUUUUACAAUGAAAUGAACGCCAAAAUUAGUUUAACAUGCCAAGCAAUGUUGACAGUCGAAAAAAGAUCAAGAAAAAUUUUAGCAUUUUUUUAUCUUUGGAAACGAAUUGAAUUUCAUUUCAUACUAAUCAAUUCAUUGCAAGUCUUCAAAUGGGUGAAUAUUAGAACAGUAAUAGGAAAUAGAUAUGUGCUUAGCUAAUUUCCUGAUAAUGCGUUCUGAAUUGAAGGAUGGAAUCGGAUUGCUCAACCUUCGACGAUGUGAUUGGUAAUUGAGAUUGAUGACUGGUUGAUUGGCCUCUGGGUGCAUAAUGGCAUCACUAUUAGAAUGGUUUGGAUUUGUGAGCAUGCCAUUUGGCGGUCGGCUUUUUAGGUGCGUCUUGUAGGUAUCCAAAGUGUUUUUUUCCUAACGGUUAUGUUAAUAAGUGGCGCGACUAAUAAGGAUUCAUCUGUAAAUACUAACAUUAGAAGUACUUAGGAUUCGUAUGCAGAAUUUAUAUUGUUAUAUUUAUGUAUGCUUGUAUUGUAUUCGUGUAGCUCAAUUAUAACCACCAAUAAAAUAA
Topomyia yanbarensis is the source of this 2535-nucleotide messenger RNA. Its product is annotated as LIM/homeobox protein lim-6. The transcript is spliced from 7 exons. Gene Ontology annotation, biological process: regulation of transcription by RNA polymerase II; neuron differentiation. Gene Ontology annotation, cellular component: nucleus. NCBI's taxonomy places the organism in Eukaryota, Metazoa, Arthropoda, Insecta, Diptera, Culicidae. The record is from RefSeq and is a predicted model, not a curated record. Gene Ontology annotation, molecular function: DNA-binding transcription factor activity, RNA polymerase II-specific; RNA polymerase II transcription regulatory region sequence-specific DNA binding. Bases 452 to 1942 code for a protein of 496 amino acids.